AUGGAAGAAAUGCAAGGAAGAGCAAGAGGAAGAAACUCAGAGUUGUCUUCAGGCCAGAUUGAGCAGCUGGAUGCAUAUUUUUAUAGGCACGACAUUAAGUUAACUAAGAAGAAUCUUAAAAUCGUUUCUAAAGCGCUGAAUAUUCCACACAAACGCAUUGUGGAGUAUGUAAACUAUAGGCAGAAAGAGUCACGCGAAAGCAGUCAUGAGGAUUAUAUGAAAAUGAUGCAGACGCUUGGAGACAUAAACGUUCAGAUAAAGGAAAUUUGGAAAAGGUUUGACAGUAGUUAUAAAUAA
This is a messenger RNA of Nematocida ausubeli, 297 nucleotides long. RefSeq lists its product as uncharacterized. The coding region runs from base 1 to 297 and encodes 98 amino acids. The transcript has a single exon. The record is from RefSeq and is a predicted model, not a curated record. Lineage: Eukaryota; Fungi; Microsporidia.